UGCUGCUGCCUGUCAGGGUACACAGCAGUUAAAGACAGGGCUGGGUAAUGACAGCGCUGGGAUGGUGUACAGCAGUAAGGGGUGUCCGUCCAUAAAUACAGUAGGAAGUUUUCAGCAGUGGUCUGACAGGAAAGUCUACACGGAGUCAGAUUUCAGAGCUGGAGCAGUGAAUUGCAGUGAGUCACACAGAGAGCCUGAGUGCUGCCUUUGUUCCACUUGUGUCUGAACGUUGGAGGCGAAGCAGCAGGCUCCAGUUUUUAUUAACUUCUUAUUUUCAUAAGCAUAAAACUCAUGUGCACUGCACUUUUUUCUCACUUAAGUUCUUUCCACUGACUUUCAGAAAAUGCUCUCAUGGCAUGCCUGGUGGACCUGGGACUUGUCGCUCCUGCUCUUUGGCUUGUCAAUCCAUGCUGGUGCAGCAGCUCAGAUCAUAGAAGAGCGAGGCUCGAAAGGACACCUUGACCUCACGGAGUUAAUAGGAGUCCCUCUUCCUCCUUCUGUCUACUUUGUCACGGGCUAUGGAGGGUUCCCAGCUUACAGCUUUGGUCCUGAUUCCAACAUCGGCCGGCUGACCAGUGCUAUCAUCCCAUCGCCUUUCUACAGAGACUUCGCUGUGGUGGUCACCGUGAAGCCAAACAGUGAUCGUGGAGGAGUGCUCUUUGCAAUAACAGAUGCCUUCCAGAAGACAAUCUACCUAGGACUGAGGAUUUCGCCAGUUGAUGACAGCACCCAGAGAAUAAUCAUGUACUACACAGAGCCUGGAUCCCAUGUCUCCCGAGAGGCUGCUUCCUUUAAAGUGCCGGUGAUGACUAACAGGUGGAAUAAAUUUACUGUGACUGUUGAGGGAAAUGAUAUUGCUUUGUUCAUGGACUGUGAAGAGUAUCAGAGGCUUCAGUUUCAAAGGUCUGCUCGAACCUUGGUGUUUGAAUCUGGCUCUGGCAUAUUUGUUGGUAAUGCAGGAGCCACUGGACUGGAAAAGUUCACAGGCUCGAUUCAACAUCUGACAAUCAAAUCUGACCCAAGGGCUACUGAAGAUCAUUGUGAAGAUGAUGACCCUUAUGCUUCAGGGGACAGCAGUGGCAAUGGCAGCAUUCAAGAACAUGACAGUUCUGAGGCACAAGAAGCCCUUGCACCUUCUCGUCUUCCCAUAAGGCCUGAAGAAACGUUGGCUGAGCCAGUGGAAGCCCCCCCAACCAUACUGGCUUAUCUGGAAGAGGAUGAUUUCUCUGGAAAUCACAGAUCAGAAGAAACCUCAGAAGCAGCUAAAUCUAAAGAACAAGAUUUAGCUGUCAUGGAAACUGGACAAGGCAACAGUGAGUCUACCACUGUCACACAGAAAACAUUAAGAGAAGAAGAUGGCUCUGGUGCUGAUGUUUUGCCAGGAGUAAGCAGAGAGGAGGGCCAGAAAGGUCAGGAAGUAGAAGACGGAUCCACAGAGUCUCUAGGAGGGUCUGGAAUAGAAGAUGUGGAAAAUAAAGAUCAAGGACCUCCUGGAUCUCCAGGGAAACUUGGGCAUCUUGGUCAGCCUGGCAUUCCUGGUAAAAAUGGGUUACCCGGUAAAAAUGGACUUCAGGGGUUACCAGGACUGAAGGGAAAAGCAGGCCCAAAGGGUGAAAAGGGUGAUCCUGGUGAGGGAUUGCCAGGACCCCCUGGACUACCAGGACCCACAGGACCAUCUGCUCCUUCCAGAGGAUUAAAUAGACUGGAACCUGAAGAAUCGGGUUCUGGAGAUACUGACAGAGAGACUGAGAUUUUAAGGGGUCUUCCGGGGCCACCAGGCCCCCCAGGACUGCCUGGUCUUCCAGGAAACCCAGCACCUGAUUCAGGUGUAGGACCUCCUGGGUCACCAGGAGAAGAUGGAGCUUCUGGGGAACCAGGCCCUGAAGGCCCUCAAGGUCCUCCUGGCCGUGAUGGAGUGGCUGGCCCACCAGGAGGGAAGGGAGAAAAGGGUGAUCAAGGUCUACCUGGUUCUGCUGGUCCAAAGGGUGAUACUGGAGUCACGGGAUCAAUAGGCCCCAAAGGAGAAGCUGGCCCUAUUGGGUCUCCUGGAAAACCUGGACCACCAGGACCUCCUGGGCCUCCUGGGCCCCCAGGACCUCCUGGACCACCAGGACUAAGUUACAGUUUGGGAUUUGAGGAUAUGGAAGGAUCAGGUAGCAUCGACCUGUUAAGUGAACCAAGAAUUCCCAGACCAAGGGGACCAAAGGGUUCUGCAGGAAGACCUGGACAGCGUGGACCAUUAGGACCAAAGGGAGAAAGAGGCAACAUGGGUCCCCCAGGUUCAAAGGGGAUGCCGGGCACAGAUGGAAAACCAGGCUUUCCUGGCAUUGCUGGGCAUCCCGGAGAAGUGGGUCCAAAAGGAGAGAAGGGUGACCCAGGACCUCGGGGUGAACCAGGACAGGACGGGAACAGUAUUGUGGGACCACCUGGACCACCAGGACCACCAGGACCAGUCAUAGCAAUACCUGAGUUGCUUCUCAAUGACACAGAUGGAAUUUCUAGUUUUACUGAAAUUAAAGGACUCCUUGGGCCUCCAGGGCCAGAUGGCAAGCCAGGUCUACCAGGAUUUCCUGGCCCUCGGGGUCCGAAGGGUGAUACUGGUUUGCCUGGAUCACGAGGACCUAAAGGACAACAGGGUGAAAAGGGAGAACCGGGAGCUAUCAUUUCUGCUGAUGGAUCUUUAACUGAAUUAUUAGGAAGAAAAGGGGAGAAGGGUGAAGCUGGAGUGAUGGGACCAGCGGGACCAAUGGGACCAAUAGGACCUGCUGGACCCAAAGGAGAACUUGGCUUCCCAGGACGCCCAGGCCGUCCAGGACUGAAUGGACUGAGAGGUGUGAAAGGUGAUCGAGGUGAAGCCAUUAAUGGCCUUCCUGGCUUGCCUGGGCCCCCAGGGCCCCCCGGACCCCCAGGACGAAUCCUUUAUAUCAAAGGAACAGUUUUCCCUGUCCCUCCCAGGCCUCAUUGCAAAAUGCCAGUGAACCUUCCCUCUCCUGGAAAUCAAGAAGUUCUUAAUGACCAUGGUGCUAAAGCAAACAGAGAUUCCUGGGGACAGCACAGUUCAGCACACUUAAAAGGAGAGAAGGGAGACAGAGGUGCUCCUGGACCACCAGGUCCACCUCUGCCUCCAUCAUAUUUCAGCCACUUUAUUAAUAGCAUAAAGGGUGAAAAAGGAGACAAUGGAGUCACUGGUGUAAAAGGAGAAAAAGGAGAACCAAAUGGAGGGUUUUUUCUGACAGGACCUCCUGGACCACCAGGAAGACCAGGAUUAAUUGGACCAAAAGGGGACUCAAUUGUUGGACCCAGAGGACCUCCAGGGUUACCUGGCCUACCUGGCUUACCAGGUUAUGGAAAAAUUGGACCUCCUGGCCCACCUGGACCACCUGGACCACCAGGCCCCCCCGCAAUAUAUGGCUCAGCAGCUGCAAUGCCUGGGCCACCAGGUCCUCCUGGAGAGCCAGGGUCACCUGCCACCAGGAAUCUGGUUACGACAUUCCAAAACAUUGAGGGCAUGCUGGAAAAAGUUCAUUAUGUAGCAGAAGGUACACUAAUCUAUCUGAGGGAAACCAGUGAGGUUUUUAUCCGUGUUCAGAAAGGAUGGAGAAAAUUGCAGCUUGGUGAGCUAAUUCCCAUCCCUGCUGACAGCCUUCCUCCUCCAGCCAUAUCAAGCCAUGGAUUUCAGUCUAUUCCAGCACUGAGACCAAUAUCAAAUAUGAACAAUAGAAAACCAGCAUUGCAUCUGGUGGCUUUGAACUUCCCAUUGUCCGGUGACAUGCGAGCAGAUUUUCAGUGUUUUCGGCAGGCCCAGCUCGCCGGCUUGACGUCUACCUACAGAGCCUUCCUCUCAUCACACCUGCAAGACCUGGCCACAGUUGUCAGGAAAGCAGACCGACACCAUUUGCCAGUAGUCAACCUUCAGGGAGAAACCCUUUUCAGUAACUGGGAAUCUAUAUUUGAUGGAAAUGGUGGACAAUUCAACAUUCAUGUUCCAAUAUACUCCUUUGAUGGCAGAAAUGUCAUGACUGAUUCAUCUUGGCCUCAAAAAAUAAUAUGGCAUGGUUCAACUGCAAAUGGGAUCCGACUGGUUAGCAACUACUGUGAAGCCUGGCACACGGCUGAUAUGGGAGCUAUGGGACAAGCAUCGCCUCUGAACACAGGGAAACUUCUUGACCAGAAAGUAUAUAGCUGUAACAAUCAGUUUAUUGUUCUCUGUAUUGAAAACAGUUUUGUCUCUGAUCCCCAAGGAAAAUAAUUCACCUGCUGCACAUAGGAAUAUUCCAUUUGACGACAGAAAAAGCUGACACUGAAAUUUCAUUUGUAAUGAUGUAAAUAUUUUAAUUUUUGUAAUUGCACAUUUCAGGAAAAAAAUAGACAAAGAAAACAUACCUCAACACAAACCACAUUCCAGUUAGGUGGAACAUCCAGUGCACACGACUGGCUUAAAGCCCUUACUUCCCCUUGAACCCCGUGCGGUUUGAAGCUUGCCAGCAGUUAACUCAUGCUCUACCUGAGCUGGAGGUCACCUAAGGGCAUGAGCCAAGUGUGGUCUGUGAGGAAGAUCCAGUAGCCUGCCUCGUAAGCAGUGUGGCUCAGCAAGGCAGCUGCUGCUGCUGCUGCUGCUUCACAGCUGAGAAGCUGCAUGCUCCAUGCUCUCCUUUUCACUCGCGUAGAUUUUGGAUACCCAAGGCACUGCUCAUAUAUACUCAUAUAUACAGGGAAUACUGGGAGGCUCUUUUGCCUUACAGGGCUCACAUUUGCAAAACAAAGCUUUAAGAACAAAGGUACUCACCUCCUCUGAGUUUUGGUGGAAGCCGAGUACCUGACUCCUGUAAGCUUGUAUGGAUCUCAGCCUGGUGCUUACACAGAAAUAUAGCAGCUCCCACAUCUUAUUUCAGCUUUUCUCUUUGCAGAUUCUAGGCAUAAGACUUUAUUCAGGAGGAGUAAAUUUCACAUUAACAAAAUCUUGUCUUUAUUUUGGUGCUAUUGUUACCAGGAAACCUGAAAGCAAUGCUAAUAGAAAACAUCCUGUUUUACUGGUAGAACUGAACAAAGCAAAUGCAGACAAAUGAACCAUCUGACCUUUAUUUAUUUCAUUGCAUGUUAGAGGGAGUCAUUUCCUUUUGUGUCAGACUGAUGAAUGAAAUAUGUCUCUCAUGGUUUCUUUAAAAUAGGUUCUACACAUUGUUAUCCCACUAAGUUAUAUGUAAAGUGAUUUUCCUUUUUGUGAAUUUACCCUUCUGGCAUUCACGUAAUUAAAGAAUUGUUAAUAUAAAAUAACUGAAACAAUGAUAGGAAUGAUCAGGAAAUUGUAAUAUUCUUCACUAACAGUAUCACCAUUAUAUCUGAAGUCUUUUGCUGAUAUAUUUGUCUACUGCAUACUUUAAACAACAUAUUUACUUAUGUUUUAUCAGGCAGUGACUAUGGAGGUCAAACUCCACAUUAUCAUUUUUUUUUAGAUUUUAACGAGAAUCCAUGUUGGAAAUACAUGUUCAUUUGCUGACAAAUAGAGUACUAAAUAACUAGACAGCUUUUGUCAACAAAAGCAAAUUACACUUACAAUACUAAAAUGAUAUAAUUAUACAACUAAAUAUUUUGAAAUGCAGCUUUAUUUUUCCAGUUGAUUAUAAAAACUUAUUUCCCAUGGUCAGCUGAAUGAUAUCUUCAUUUUUUUCUGGAAAAGCAAAAAAUGUAAAUUACUCCAUUAUUACAACACGGUAAUAAGGCAAAAGCCAUUUGUAUUACAUUUAAAAUGCAUGCAUAACAAUUCAUUGCACUCAUUUAUAGUCAGCUUUCCUAAAAUACUGAGCCAUUCUUGUGCCAGAUUCCUCCAGUUCACAGAGCUGGAAGAGUUAUUUAUGUAUAGCAGGGUUUUGCUCUGGGUCACAGAAGGAUCAAGGGGGGAAAAUAAAGUGCUUCUACCUACUUCAAGCAGGAGCCAUCUA
Messenger RNA from Haemorhous mexicanus (house finch), 5939 nucleotides. RefSeq names its product collagen type XV alpha 1 chain (gene COL15A1). The record is from RefSeq and is a predicted model, not a curated record. The transcript is spliced from 43 exons. Lineage: Eukaryota; Metazoa; Chordata; Aves; Passeriformes; Fringillidae. The coding region runs from base 344 to 4249 and encodes 1301 amino acids. Gene Ontology annotation, cellular component: basement membrane.